This is a messenger RNA of Mercurialis annua (annual mercury), 1877 nucleotides long. RefSeq names its product non-specific phospholipase C1. Bases 135 to 1748 code for a protein of 537 amino acids. The record is from RefSeq and is a predicted model, not a curated record. Gene Ontology annotation, biological process: phospholipid catabolic process. The transcript is spliced from 3 exons. Gene Ontology annotation, molecular function: hydrolase activity, acting on ester bonds. Lineage: Eukaryota; Viridiplantae; Streptophyta; Magnoliopsida; Malpighiales; Euphorbiaceae.
UUUCUUCUUUUUCAUUCUCACACUCAAUUCACCAUUUUUGGUACAUUCCAUUUUCCUUUCUCCUUCUAUUUCCAAAUCUUUCUCUUACUUUUAUACCACUCUAUCCCGGACUUUCUUUUCCCUGUCGCCGGAAAAUGGACGUCCGGCGUCUACCCAUCUUCACUUUGCUCUUAUUUCUUUACUUAAUAGUUUCUGUCAACUCCUUCAACUUAGAUGAUUUGCAAACAAGGCAUAGAACCCAAAUCAAAGGACCCAUCAAAACCAUUGUAGUCGUCGUCAUGGAAAAUCGUUCCUUUGACCAUGUUCUUGGCUGGCUCAAAUCUACCCGACCCGAAAUCGACGGUCUCACCGGACAAGAACACAAUCGCAUCUCCGUCUCCGACCCUAACUCCGACAAAGUCUACGUCUCCGAUGACGCUCACUUCAUCGAGUGGGACCCGGGUCACUCAUUUCAAGCCAUCCGAGAACAGAUUUUCGGGUCGGAUGAUGAUACCAAAUCUAACCAACCGCUAAUGAACGGUUUCGCCCAGGUCGCAGAGUCCAUGAGUGAAAACAAAUCAAGCAUCGUGAUGAGCGGGUUUAAACCGAGCAAGUUACCGGUUUACACGGCUUUAGCCAACGAGUUUGCAGUUUUCGACCGGUGGUUUGCCUCGGUUCCGGCUUCGACUCAACCGAACCGGUUUUAUGUUCACUCAGCGACGUCGCACGGAGCGAUGAGCAACGUCCGCACAGAUCUAAUCCAUGGGUUCCCACAAAAAACGAUAUUCGACUCAUUAGACGAAAAUGACCUUACGUUUGGAAUAUAUUACCAGAACAUCCCUGCCACUCUCUUUUUUAAGUCCCUCAGAAAACUGAAGCACCUCUUGAAGUUUCAUGAUUAUGCACUUAAAUUCAAAAAGCAUGCAAGCUUAGGGAAGUUGCCUAAUUAUGUGGUGGUGGAGCAACGUUAUUUCGACGUGGAGCUGUUUCCGGCGAAUGAUGAUCAUCCAUCACAUGACGUGGCGAUGGGGCAGAAGUUUGUGAAGGAGGUGUAUGAGACGCUGAGGGCUAGUCCGCAGUGGAAGGAAAUGGCUGUGUUGAUCACGUAUGAUGAGCACGGCGGGUUUUAUGAUCACGUGCCUACACCCGUAACAGGUGUGCCUAGUCCUGAUGGAAUUGUUGGACCCGACCCUUAUUAUUUUGGGUUUGAUCGGUUGGGUGUUAGGGUUCCUACUCUUUUGAUUUCUCCUUGGAUUGACAAGGCCACUGUGAUUCAUAAGCCUGCUGGGCCAACGCCACAUUCACAGUUCGAGCAUUCUUCCAUUCCUGCUACUGUAAAGAAGCUUUUUAACCUGAAGUCUAACUUCCUUACAAAAAGAGAUGCGUGGGCUGGUACUUUUGAGGAUUAUUUUUAUAUUCGUGACACUCCUCGUGACGACUGUCCAGAAACCCUGCCAGAGGUACAGAUGUCAUUGAGGCCAAGGGGACCGGUAGAAGAUAUGCCACUAUCCGAGUUUCAAGUAGAAAUGAUCCAGCUUGCGUCACAGCUCAAUGGAGACCAUGUCCUAAAUACUUAUCCAGAUAUCGGGAAAAGCAUGACAGUUGGGGAAGCCAAUAGAUAUGCUGAGGAUGCAGUUAGGAGAUUUUUGGAAGCAGGGAAGGCCGGUCUUAGAGCUGGAGCUAAUGAAUCUGCAAUUGUUACUAUGAGACCUUCCCUUACUAGCCGAAUUCCCGUAUCAAACCAUCAUAACUACGUCAAAACCUACUAGUUACACGUCAAAUAGUCCAUUGUAACGUAAAUAUAUAGUAUGUAAAUAUUUUAGAACUUUGUGAUUAUGUGUAUUAUUUGUGAGUAAUGUUGAGAUUAUAGCAAACUAAAUAAAAACAUGUUUGUCCAA